UUAACAUAAUCACUAAUUUCCCCCAAAAAUUGAAUAGACGGUAUCAUUCGAGCACUUUUAAGUUCAUGGUUUGCACUCUUUUUGUUACAAACAACCUCUCAAACACACACACACACACACACAAAGUGGUAAGAUCCCGCUCUGCCUCUUAAUCUCCCGUUUCUUCCUCCUUUCAUCUAUUCUCUUGUAAAUCUUGUAUAAUUUUGUUGUUUUCAAUCGUAAGGCGGCACGCAUACUAUUUGUGGGAGUUAACAUUUCUGGUGGGAUUUUAAGCCUGGAGAAAUAUGCGAAAGGAUCCUGGUUCUGGGUGCCCAUCAACACCUACUGCGCGCUUACGUCGGCGCAAAGGUUCCAAUGAGGCCCCUCCUGAAGUUGAUAAAUCUAAUGGCAACAAUUUGCUUGUUAAUGAUCGUAACAAGUACAAGUCGUUUUUGAUCCGUGCAUACUCAACUGUUUGGAUGAUUGGAGGGUUCAGCUUCGUAAUAUACAUGGGACACCUAUAUAUCUGGGCAAUGGUAGUAGUUAUCCAGAUUUUCAUGGCCAAGGAGCUGUUCAAUUUACUUAGGAGAGCAUCCGAAGACAGACGCCUCCCGGGAUUCAGGCUCUUAAAUUGGCACUUUUUCUUCACAGCAAUGUUAUUUGUGUACGGUCGCAUUCUCAAUCUGAGGCUAGUGAACACUGUCGCAUCAGACAAAGUUUUGUAUAAACUUGUGAGCAGAUUUAUCAAGUAUCACAUGGUUACCUGUUAUUUCUUGUAUAUUGCAGGCUUCAUGUGGUUCAUUCUUACACUGAAGAAGAAGAUGUACAAAUAUCAAUUUGGCCAAUUUGCAUGGACACAUAUGAUUCUGAUUGUGGUGUUCACUCAGUCGUCAUUUACUGUGGCAAAUAUCUUUGAAGGAAUUUUCUGGUUCCUUCUUCCAGCAUCACUUAUCAUUGUCAAUGAUAUUGCUGCUUAUAUUUUUGGGUUUUUCUUUGGGAAAACUCCUUUGAUUAAGCUAUCGCCGAAGAAAACAUGGGAGGGUUUCAUAGGAGCAUCUGUUGCUACCGUCAUUUCAGCUUUCUUACUUGCGAAUGUAUUGGGUCGCUUUCAAUGGUUGACAUGCCCAAGAAAGGAUUUAUCAUCUGGCUGGCUUCAUUGCGAUCCUGGUUUGCUGUUUAAACCCGAGGGUUUUGCUCUGCCAGAGUGGUUUCCUCAACGGUUCCCAUGGAGAGAGAUUUCCAUUUUGCCAGUACAAUGGCAUGCUCUGUGUCUUGGUCUCUUUGCUUCGAUUAUAGCACCUUUCGGAGGCUUUUUCGCUAGCGGCUUCAAAAGGGCUUUCAAUAUCAAGGAUUUUGGUGAUAGCAUACCUGGUCACGGUGGGAUUACUGAUAGAAUGGACUGCCAGAUGGUGAUGGCUGUUUUCGCGUACAUCUAUCACCAGUCAUUUGUCGUGCCACAGAACUUAUCUCUCGAGAUGAUUAUUGAUCAGAUAAUGAUGAACCUUACCUACGAGGAGCAACGAGCCUUGUACACAAAACUCGGGCAGAUGAUUAUGGAGAGAGCGAUUGGAGAAUCCUGAACCCGAUUGCCAAUAUGGGGAGAUUUCUGAAUCUGAAUAAAAUUGACAUAGUGUAGUUUAUGCCUAAGUCUUUUUCUUGUACAUGUUUUGGUUUUUACCUUUUGUCUAGGCACACCCUUUUUUGCACUUGUUGUAUAGAUAUCUAUAUAUCUUUUCACCUUUUAGAAAUGUAUUGCCCAAAUCUAUCUACUUUCUUUGCGCCAAUGAGAAAAUUCAGACACCAGAAAGAUGUAGAUACUUUUCUUUACGUUUUCUGUAUAUUUAAUACUCCUACAACUUCAUAUCUA
Messenger RNA from Salvia miltiorrhiza (redroot sage), 1846 nucleotides. RefSeq names its product phosphatidate cytidylyltransferase 1-like. Bases 285 to 1559 code for a protein of 424 amino acids. The record is from RefSeq and is a predicted model, not a curated record. Gene Ontology annotation, molecular function: phosphatidate cytidylyltransferase activity. Gene Ontology annotation, cellular component: endoplasmic reticulum membrane. The transcript has 12 exons. Lineage: Eukaryota; Viridiplantae; Streptophyta; Magnoliopsida; Lamiales; Lamiaceae.